UCUACCACUUCCAUUUCCCACCCGAAUAUUCAAUCAAGGAGGGAUCGCUUGAGUUCCCGCCCAACAGAAUUUGGCGCGUUUUCUAACCAUCUGAAAAACCCUCUUUUCCAGCGAGCUAAAAAGUCCCUUUCCCCACUAGCUCUACCCUCUCAAAUCUCAAACUCUCUCUACAAACAGUCCAAUAGCUCUCCUCUCCACCCCCCCCCCCUCUUUUUUACGUAUAUCCGUCUCUCCGAUCCGGAUAACCCCCCAAUCACCUCGCCCUUCUUCGUCGUUUCGGUAAUCAUAGAGGGAGAAGUUCGUGGAAGGUUCUAUUGCUCUUUGUUGCUAUCGAAGCGUCUCUGGUGGCUGGAGCGAAUGAAAAAACAGCAGUGGUGCUCCCCGCAGUCGUAGAGUAAUCUGGGAAAGCAUCUUGUGCAUUUUAAUGAUCGUUUGUGUACUAAUGAGAAGAACCUGAGCUUUAUAUCUGAUGGAGUUGAGAAGUUGCAAUCAUUUGCACUUUAUCCAGGCUCUGAAAGGUGGUUUAGUGAUCAAGACUCUGAAUGUGGCUUGCGGACGACCAGUACUCAGAUUCAAGGAGUUGAAUGACAUACAUGAAAGAUUAGAUGCCAAAAAUGGUGUUUCGUUUCCAAGAAUUCCACCAAAAGAUGAGUUCAGGGGAUCGCCUGUCAACAGUAACAAGGCCAUGGGUGAAAGUCGAAGCAGGCAUACUGUGCGAAAUAUAACAGUCAAAACUGAACCUGAAGCUUAUGAUAGCAGUGAUGGCAAUGCCGGAACAAAUAGUGAUUUGGAUGGUUUUGGUGAUAUGACACUGAAGCAGAUCAAAGAGACAUGCAAGAAAAAGAAAAGAAAACGUUCAACGCUUGUUGAUUUGAACAAAAUACUUGAAACUUGCUCAUCUGCAAAGCAUGAGUGUUCUGAGUCACAAAAUGAUGAAGAGGAUGUUGAUCUCAUAGAGCCUAUUAGUAAGUGGAAACACUCGAAGAAGGCAAAGGCCAGGACUAAGAGUAAGCUUAAGAGAAACGUUUCCUCUACUAUGUCUAAAAGGUCCACAUCGACUAUCACAUCUGAGCCGGAGUUAUUCCAAUUCGAUCGAGAUGUGAUUGCAUCUGGUCUCAACAUUAAAGUAGAGGUUCCUGAAACUGAGUUUUCAGAUAUCCAAAACACAAUUCCUUUUGCUGGUGGUACCUCUUUGUCUUGGGACAAUCAGGAGGGUUCUUGCGGAGUGGUGCCUGAUGAAUCUCCUGCGACAGCUGCUAAUUGUGUUUACAAGACUGAGUUGCCAAUUUCUGAAACUAAAGAAAGUCAGAUUUGUGUUGUUAAUGAAGUCUUCUAUGAAGAUUUGGAGGAAGUGGGGCCUGAUGAAUCUCCUGCGACAACUGCUGAUUGUGUUUCCGAGACCGAGUUGCCAAUUUCCAGAACAAAAGAAAGUCAGAUUUGUGUUGUUAAUGAAGUCUUCUAUGAAGGUUUGGACUGUGCAGUGAUGCCUAAUGAAUCUCCAGUGACAGCUGCUGAUUGUGUUUCCAAGACCGAGUUGCCAAUUUCCGAAGCAAAAGAAUGUCAGAUUUGUGUUAUUAAUGAAGUCUUCUAUGGAGAUUUAGAGUAUGAAGUGGUGCCUGAUGAAUCUCCUGCGACAGGUGCUGAUUGUGUUUACAAGACUGAGUUGCCAAUUUCUGAAACUAAAGAAAGUCAGAUUUGUGUUGUUAAUGAAGUCUUCUAUGAAGAUUUGGAGGAAGUGGGGCCUGAUGAAUCUCCUGCGACAACUGCUGAUUGUGUUUCCGAGACCGAGUUGCCAAUUUCCAGAACAAAAGAAAGUCAGAUUUGUGUUGUUAAUGAAGUCUUCUAUGGAGAUUUGGAGUGUGAAGUGGUUCCUAAUGAAUCUCCUGCGGCAGCUGCUGAUUGUGUUUCCGAGACCGAGUUGCCAAUUUCCGAAGCAAAAGAAAGUCAGAUUUGUGUUGUUAAUGAGGUCUUCUAUGAAGAUUUGGAGUAUGCAGAUCCCACGCCUAUUCAGAUUGUAACGACCUCAGAUUGGGAUAUUGUUGAGGCAGAUGAUCCAGAGUUCACCAGCUAUGACUGCUUGAAUUUGCCUCUAUUAGAAUAUAACAUAGAAGGAUAUAUCACGGAUUCAGUUCUCCCUGACAACUUCGUUGAAGCAAUAUGUCCGGCGCAUGAUCUAAAUUUUGAUAUGCAUGACAAUAUUUCCUCUGAGGAUGAAAGGUUAUGUCAGGCUAACAGCGAGACCCAGGGUCGACUAUCUGAGGUGGUGGGUGAUUAUCUCUUCCAGUGCAUGGGACCUAUUAAUGGAAGUGAUUCAUGUCUAUCUGGGCCUGACAUGAAAGAUGAUUCACCUUCGAAUGUUGAAACCAGUGCUGGCCCUGAUAGUGAUUGUGACUCGGGCUCUGGUAGCGGUGUGGUUUCUGUUGCUGAUGAUUCUCCCAUGGCUGAGGAGGAGAAGCAAUCCCACAAGCCUGCCUGUGCUGGUGCAGAUAGAAACUUUUCUCGAGGGAUCUUUUCUUCUGAUGCUUCUGACGAGCUUAUGAAACUAGUGAGUGGUGGGAGUCCUAGUUUAAACCAGCAGCGUCCUCCUCAAAGGCUCUUUCCGACCAGAAAGGUCAUUUCACCAACUUCCCAAGAAAAACUGUGUAAGGCCAUGAAGUCAAUUGAGUUACACAGUGAAGAACUUCCCGGUUGUAAGGGGAAUCUAUGUUUUGGAGAACAAACCGAGAGUACGAUUGGUGGAGUCCAAGGGCCUGAUCAGAUCAGGAGAGCCAAAUUCUCUAUCAAAGCGCAAAACAACCGGAAUCCAAAGAACGAGAAUAUUAAUUCCCACCCUAAUGGCAUCCCUAAACCUUCCAAUGUUUCUGCAGCACCACCUCGUUUUACCACGGGGUGUACUUCUAUCCGAACUUGUUCAGAGAGCGCCAUUGCAUUCUCACAACGCCAGAUGCAGGACAUUGAAUCCCUUGCAACGAAACUCAUGAAUGAGUUACAGACCAUGAAAGAAAUUGCAGAAGAAAGGCGACUGCCUGAAGCCUACCAUGCUACACCCUUGAAAUAUAAUGCAAAUGAGGUGCGGAUGGCUACUAAGAACGUAACGAGAGUUGAAGCAUCUGCGAAAAGAUUGCUUUCCCUGAUGACGAGGGACUGUAGCCGGUUUUGUAAAAUCAUGAAAAUGGCUGAUAACGGCGUCGAUGCUUCUGAAAACGUUGCAAACAAAGACAAGGAGAGGAAGAAAAUUGUGUUUGCUGAUGAAGCUGGGGGGAAGCUCUGCCAUGUCAAGUUUUUUGAGAAUGACGUGGCAACAUUUUUGUGAAUAUACAUUUACGAGUAAUGCUAGAAAAAUCAUGUAUUUAUAA
Molecule: messenger RNA, 3356 nt
Organism: Pyrus x bretschneideri (Chinese white pear)
Lineage: Eukaryota; Viridiplantae; Streptophyta; Magnoliopsida; Rosales; Rosaceae
Exons: 7
Coding region: 470-3313 (947 amino acids)
Source: RefSeq, a predicted model, not a curated record